UAACUUAUCGGGUUAUAACUAAGCCCGACAAAUUUCACCCCCUUUUGUCUCUCGUUUAUGCAAGUCAGUCGUGAGGGUUUCUUUCUUACACUGUUCAUCAAUCGUAAUACUCAAAUCUAAGAUCAAAUUAAGGAAAACCGAAGCAGCUUAACUAAAGGAUAAGCAUCACAGUCCGAUAUUUUGUGUUUAUAGAACAUUUCGAGUGUUGUUUCUGUGGUAUGAUAUGAUAUCUAUCAGUUGACAGGAUAAGAUGAAUUUACAUUCACAUAUGUCCGGACAGUUCUCCGGACAGGUACCUAAUCAACCUGGGACUUCAAUGUCUGCUGUGCCACAUCAGCAAACCAUAAUGCAAAGCUCUGGUGGCCAACGUGGUACAGUCAACAUGGAGCCUGGGCUUAUUAAAGCUCGGCGUUAUAUACAAGACAGAAUCUAUGAGUUUCUGAUGCGUCGACAACAAACUCAAGAGAUACCUCAAAAGAAGGUGAUGGACAUUGUUAGACGCUUAGAAGAAGGCCUGUUUAAAACUGCAACCACCAAGGAAGAAUACAUGAAUAUAGAUACAUUGGAAAACCGUUUACAUAUUUUGAUUAAACGCCUCCCUCUUAACAAUCACAAUCAACAAUAUCAGCAACAAGGAAAUACUUCCGUUCGCAUGGGAACUAUGAUUCCAAAUCCGGGCAUGCCUCAAAGUGCAUCAUCAUCUAUGGAUAACAUGGUGCUGCCAGCUGGCAACACAGGGAACUUAAUGCCUAAUGGUUAUCAACAGUCUACGACAAAUUUCUCCAACAAUGCAGGUGGAAACACUUUGAUUUCGUCAAUGGGUGCACAAAGAAUUGCCAGCGCUAGCCAAAUGAUACCGACUCCUGGAUUUAGUAACAAUCAAAGCACCAGUAAUCAAUCUUACAUGAAUAUGGAUUCUUCUAACAGUGGUGUUGGGCUAUCAACGAUUGACUCCACAUCCGUAUCGCAACCGCUGCAACAAAAGCCGCAAGUUGGUGGUCAAAACAGCCGGAUAUUACAUAACCUUGGGAGCCAUAUGGGUGGGGGAAUCAGGUCUAGUAUCCAUCAGAAAGCUAACGGGUUUGCAAACGGGUCGUUAAACAGUGGGGUAGGAAUAAUGGGUAAUAAUAAUCUGCCUAUUAUGAAUGGUUUGGGAACCUCGGAAAGCUAUGUGACAGCUUCUAACUAUGGAAGUAACACUGCUGAUUCUUCUCGAUCUGGAAACUUUUAUGUUCCCACAAAUUCUGCCACUUCAGUGAUGAAUAAUCAGAACAUGAACUCAAUAAGCUUGCAUGCAUUACAUAAAACAAGCCCUCCGUUGAUGGUGAAUCAGUCAAAUUUGGUCAGCACUCAACAGGCGUCAAAUAUGAAACCUUUAAUUAGUUCAACUCAGCAUUCACUACAACAGCCUCUUAAUUUUCAGCAGCAACAUCUUCAAAAUCAAAAUCAAAGUCAAAUUCAAAGUCAACAUAAACAGCAAUAUCACCAGAAUCAGCAUUAUUCAUAUGGUCAAUCUCAGCUGACACCUGAUCCUGGCGGUCAAUCACAGGUCUCUGACCAGUUCCAGUCUUCUCAUACAAUUAAUCACUUUCAAGAGAACUCUAUGGAAGACCAGUUUGUUGACGUUAAAAACGGUAUUACUAGCUCGAUAGGGGUUCAACCCGGAUCUGUAACGCAGGGUCGAUGGCAUUCAAGGUCUCAAGAAGUGCCACAUGUACCAGGUAACAACGUAUCAGAGCAAAUUGUCAAACAAGAGUUUAGCCAAAGAAUAACGGGUCAAGAUCAAGAUCAAGCUCAAAGGAACAAUCUUUCUUCAGAAGGAUCUAUUACUUAUCAAAGUGCUGCCAAAAAAUCCGUAGAACCACCAAACUCUGGGGCUAUUUCUAAAUCUGUUGAUCCAAACCGUGAAUUGCAGUUCAAGAAUCAACAAAGAUGGUUAUUAUUCUUGACGCAUGCUCGCAAAUGCGUUCAUCCACCUGGAAAAUGUCUAGAAGUCAAUUGCAUCAAUGCCCAAAACCUUUUGAAUCAUAUGACAUCAUGUCAGGAUCUUGAAUGCCCUAUUCCUCGUUGUCUAAGAACAAAACGUUUACUCCGUCAUUAUAGGCGCUGUAGGGAUGCUAGUUGUCCUGUUUGUGUCCCCGUAAAACAAUUUGUGCAACUGAAAGGGGCCCCACGUGCAGAUGCUAAUGAUCAUCAUACCACGAAGAUGAGUCCAUCUGUUGCUGAAACUUCACAAGAUGUGAAUCCAACUUCGAAACGAAUGAAAAUAGAACCAUCAUCAGAAUCACUGGCUGCUGAAAGCCAAAACAAAACUCAAACUCAAACUCAAACUCAAAGUCAAAAUACUGCCAUACCGGUUCCUGUCCCUAGUGCAUCUCAAUUUCAGGAUCAAACUGGUGAUACCAAUACAACAACUACUAAAUCUGAGGUUACGGGGGUAAAAUUGGAAAUUCCUACAAGCUCCUUGCUUGCAAGUCCGAAACAAGAUUACGUGGAAGAUUCUGAAAACCAAAAGUCCAAAGGUGCUCCAGUUGUGCCUGAUAAAGCCACUGUUUUACCUAAACAGGAGCUUGUUAAGACUGAGAUCGAUGCGGGUUCGGGCCAAGGCCCACCUAAUCCGGAAAACCUAAUGGUUUCUACUGAAACUAUUUCUGGAACCAAAUCUGGAAAGGCAAAUAUAAAGGGAGUAUCAAUGAUAGAGUUAUUUACACCAGAGCAGGUUCGGGAGCAUAUCUCUGGUCUCAGGCAGUGGGUUGGCCAGAGCAAAGCGAAAGUAGAAAAGAAUCAAGCGCUAGAACACUCGAUGAGUGAGAAUUCGUGUCAAUUAUGUGCUGUUGAAAAACUCACUUUUGAACCACCGCCUACAUAUUGCACGCCUUGUGGUGCUCGAAUCAAAAGAAAUGCAAUGUUUUACACCGUUGGGACUGGCGACACUCGACACUAUUUCUGUAUACCCUGCUACAAUGAUGCCCGUGGGGAUACUAUUAAUGUUGAUGGAACUAAUAUUUUGAAAGCUAGAUUGGAGAAAAAGAAAAAUGACGAGGAAACAGAAGAAUGGUGGGUUCAAUGUGACAGAUGUGAAGCAUGGCAGCAUCAAAUAUGUGCGUUAUUUAACGGUAGAAGAAAUGACGGUGGGCAGGCGGAGUACACCUGUCCAAAUUGUUACGUAGAAGAAGUUGAAAGAGGAGAGAGAAUACCGUUAGCCCAGAGUGCUGUACUUGGAGCAAAAGAUUUACCUAGAACUAUACUAAGUGAUCACAUAGAAAGCAGGCUGUUUGGAAAAUUGAAGCAGGAGAGACUCGAGCGGGCGAGGGUCCAUGGUAAAAGUUAUGAUGAGGUUCCUGGAGCAGAAUCACUUGUUGUUAGAGUUGUGUCGUCUGUCGACAAGAAAUUGGAAGUGAAACCACGAUUUCUUGAGAUCUUUCAAGAUGAAAAUUACCCUGUUGAAUUUGGGUAUAAGUCUAAGGUAGUUCUGUUGUUUCAGAAAAUUGAAGGUGUUGAAGUAUGUCUUUUUGGGAUGUAUGUUCAAGAAUUCGGAGCAGAGUGUGAACAGCCAAAUCAUCGUCGGGUUUAUCUAUCUUAUUUGGAUUCAGUCAAGUACUUUAGGCCCGAGAUUAGGGCUGUUACAGGGGAAGCUCUCCGUACAUUUGUAUAUCAUGAAAUUCUGAUAGGUUACCUAGAAUAUUGCAAAUUACGUGGAUUCACAAGCUGCUACAUAUGGGCUUGCCCUCCAUUGAAGGGUGAAGAUUAUAUCUUGUAUUGCCAUCCCGAAAUUCAGAAGACACCAAAAUCUGAUAAACUAAGAGAAUGGUAUUUGUCGAUGUUGAGAAAAGCUUCGAAGGAAAAUAUUGUAGUUGGUCUGACUAAUCUGUACGAUCACUUUUUUGUAUCUUCUGGUGAAUGCAAAGCUAAAGUAACUGCGGCUCGAUUACCUUACUUUGAUGGUGAUUAUUGGCCCGGUGCUGCUGAAGAUAUGAUCUUUCAGAUUCGUCAAGAAGAGGAAGGAAGAAAGCAAAACAAGAAAGGUUUCGUAAAAAAGUCUAUGACAAAAAGAACUCUGAAAGCUUGUGGUCAAACUGAUCUUUCCGGGAAUGCAUCUAAAGACCUGCUAUUGAUGCGCAGGCUUGGUGACUCAAUAUCCCCAAUGAAGGAAGAUUUCAUUAUGGUUCACUUGCAGCAUGCGUGCACUCAUUGCUGUAUUCUUAUGGUGUCUGGAAAUCGCUGGGUUUGCAACCAGUGUAAGAAGUUUCAGAUCUGUGACAAGUGUUAUGAAGUUGAACAAAAACUUGAUGAUAGAGAGAGACAUCCUAUCAAUCAUAGGGAAAAACAUCCUCUUUAUCCUAUUGAAAUCAAUGAUGUGCCAGUAGAUACGAUAGAUAAAGACGAAAUUCUCGAGAGUGAAUUUUUCGAUACACGACAAGCUUUUCUUAGUCUUUGUCAAGGAAAUCAUUAUCAAUACGAUACACUUCGCCGUGCAAAACAUUCAUCAAUGAUGGUACUAUAUCAUCUUCAUAAUCCUACUGCACCUGCAUUUGUGACAACAUGCAACAGAUGUCAUAAUGACAUAGAAACAGGACAAGGUUGGCGUUGUGAUGUUUGUCCCGACUUUGAUGUCUGCAAUUCCUGUUAUCACAAAGAUGGUGGAAUUGAUCAUCCUCAUAAGUUGACACCUCAUGUCUCCAUUGCUGAACGCGACGCACAGAAUAAAGAAGCUCGCCAACAACGUGUUGUACAGCUUAGGAAAAUGCUUGAUUUGCUGGUACAUGCAUCGCAGUGUCGGUCCCCACUUUGUCAGUAUCCAAAUUGUAGAAAAGUAAAGGGACUUUUCAGGCACGGGAUUAAUUGCAAAACACGCGCUUCUGGUGGAUGUGUGCUUUGCAAGAAAAUGUGGUAUUUGCUUCAACUUCAUGCGCGAGCAUGUAAAGAAUCCCAAUGUCACGUACCACGUUGCAGAGAUCUGAAGGAACAUUUGAGAAGGUUGCAACAACAGGCGGAAGGCAGGCGGAGGGCGGCGGUAAUGGAGAUGAUGAGGCAGCGUGCAGCCGAGGUUGCUGGAGGCAGUGGAUAAUUAAGUUGUAAAUAUUCAAAAAAGAUGUAUCAUAGUGUGUUUGAAAAAUUUUGAAGAGCGUAUUUAUCGAUGGCUGUGUCAAUGCCUCAAUGGAAUGAAAAGAGCAUAGACACAGCCCAUAGGAACACGAGGACGACAGAAAGAGAUGGUUAAUGAUUGAUGCUACAUGUGAGUUGAUGCUUACAACACGUCAUGUUCUUCCAUGUGGGUCGGGUUAAUUUACCAUUGAUUCUUUGAUUCUUACAUCAUGUAAUGUUGUCAAAAUGUACCGUAGAUUUCGGUUUUCCAAUGUACUUUUACAGCGUGUAAUGCCAAUAACAUUGGAAUAUAUGAACUGACGGACCUAUACAAUCAUCAAUA
Messenger RNA from Helianthus annuus (common sunflower), 5428 nucleotides. RefSeq names its product histone acetyltransferase HAC1. Gene Ontology annotation, biological process: positive regulation of transcription by RNA polymerase II. The coding region runs from base 251 to 5068 and encodes 1605 amino acids. Gene Ontology annotation, molecular function: histone acetyltransferase activity; zinc ion binding; chromatin DNA binding. Lineage: Eukaryota; Viridiplantae; Streptophyta; Magnoliopsida; Asterales; Asteraceae. The record is from RefSeq and is a predicted model, not a curated record. Gene Ontology annotation, cellular component: transcription regulator complex; histone acetyltransferase complex. The transcript is spliced from 15 exons.